Molecule: messenger RNA, 3298 nt
Organism: Condylura cristata (star-nosed mole)
Lineage: Eukaryota; Metazoa; Chordata; Mammalia; Eulipotyphla; Talpidae
Gene: CRY1
Product: cryptochrome circadian clock 1
Exons: 13
Coding region: 907-2664 (585 amino acids)
Biological process (GO): negative regulation of DNA-templated transcription; circadian regulation of gene expression; entrainment of circadian clock by photoperiod
Cellular component (GO): nucleus; cytoplasm
Molecular function (GO): FAD binding; DNA binding
Source: RefSeq, a predicted model, not a curated record
GGGGGCGGGGCUAAGCCUUCCCUCACGUGGGGCCUGCGGUCAUCGUGGGCGCUUCUAGGCCACGGGGACCAGGAAGGGGCCGAUGCGGAGGGCUCAGGGCUUGGGCGAGGACCGAAGAUUUUGCGGUCCAGCGGCUGCCGCCCCUUGGCAGCGACCGGAGCCCCGGCAGACUCCCGGGUCAGAGCCUCCGUAGUAAACACACUUCAGAAACGUGAGGUGCCGGUGGUCACGUGGGGAGCGCGUCCCCCAAUGAGGAGCCGGGGGUGGGGCCCAGGCCGCUGACGCGGCGGUGGCGGCGGAGUCACCCGGGCAGCCUCGGGACCGGUCCCCGGCCGGCAACGGUCCAGCGGCCUCGACCACAGCCUCCGGGCUCCGUGCUGCGCCCUCGCUCUUGCCCCCGGGCCGGGAGGCAGCGUGACCGCCCGCGGCUGCGUCCUCUCAGCCCUCUGGGCGUCUGGCCUCGGCCAGGCGGCUUUCUCUGCCGGGGCCGCCUCGGUGGGGCGAGGUUUCCGUGACGAACCUCCUGGGGCUGCCGGUGCCGGCUCGGGCCGUCGUGGCGGCUCGAGCACUGGGCGCCUGUUCACCCUGCGGGGGUCCGAGGCCCUCGAAGUUAUGUGUCUGGUCCCGGCGGCGGCGGUGGCGGGCUCCGGCUCCUGAAGGGCGUCACACCCGCUCUCCUCGGACUGAGCAACCUCCAUUCAUCUUCCUGCCGCGCCUCCGGCGCCCGCAGCUCUGGUCCCCUCCGCAGACUCCUGUUUCCUGGGCCCCUUCUGCCGCCCUGCCCUCACUCCUGGCGGGCGGAGAUUCCCCUGGAAGCGGAGGUGUCGGUUAUGAGCCGGAUCCGCCUGCCUUAAAUUUCUCAGUGGAGGGACUCCGGGGGGACCCGCCGCCCGCCGCGCCCCCGGGAUGGGGGUGAACGCCGUGCACUGGUUCCGAAAGGGGCUGAGGCUUCACGACAACCCGGCCCUGAGGGAGUGCAUUCAGGGCGCCGACACCAUCCGCUGCGUCUACAUCCUUGACCCUUGGUUCGCGGGCUCCUCCAACGUGGGCAUCAACAGGUGGCGAUUUUUGCUUCAAUGUCUUGAAGACCUUGAUGCCAAUCUAAGAAAAUUAAACUCUCGUCUGUUUGUGAUUCGUGGACAGCCAGCAGAUGUGUUCCCCAGACUUUUCAAGGAAUGGAACAUUACUAAACUUUCAAUUGAGUAUGAUUCUGAGCCCUUUGGAAAGGAACGAGAUGCAGCCAUUAAGAAACUGGCUACUGAAGCUGGAGUAGAAGUCAUUGUACGAAUUUCACAUACUUUAUAUGACCUAGACAAGAUAAUAGAACUCAAUGGUGGACAGCCACCUCUUACUUAUAAAAGAUUCCAGACCCUCAUCAGCAAAAUGGAACCAUUAGAAAUACCAGUAGAGACAAUUACAUCAGAAGUGAUAGAAAAAUGCACAACUCCUCUGUCUGAUGACCAUGAUGAGAAAUAUGGAGUCCCUUCGCUGGAAGAACUAGGUUUUGAUACAGAUGGCUUAUCCUCUGCAGUGUGGCCAGGAGGAGAAACUGAAGCACUUACACGAUUGGAAAGGCAUUUGGAAAGAAAGGCUUGGGUGGCAAAUUUUGAAAGACCUCGAAUGAAUGCGAAUUCCCUGCUCGCUAGCCCUACUGGUCUUAGUCCCUACCUUCGAUUUGGUUGUUUGUCCUGUCGACUGUUUUAUUUCAAACUAACAGAUCUCUACAAAAAGGUAAAGAAGAAUAGUUCUCCUCCACUUUCCCUUUAUGGGCAGCUAUUAUGGCGUGAAUUUUUCUAUACAGCAGCAACAAAUAAUCCACGCUUUGAUAAGAUGGAAGGAAACCCUAUCUGUGUUCAGAUUCCUUGGGAUAAGAAUCCAGAAGCUUUGGCAAAAUGGGCAGAAGGCCGUACAGGCUUUCCAUGGAUUGAUGCCAUCAUGACACAGCUUCGACAGGAGGGCUGGAUCCACCAUUUAGCCAGACAUGCGGUUGCUUGCUUCCUGACCCGAGGUGACUUGUGGAUUAGUUGGGAAGAAGGAAUGAAAGUAUUUGAAGAAUUAUUGCUUGAUGCAGAUUGGAGCAUAAAUGCUGGAAGUUGGAUGUGGCUGUCUUGUAGUUCCUUUUUCCAGCAGUUUUUUCACUGCUAUUGCCCAGUUGGUUUUGGUAGGAGAACAGACCCCAAUGGAGACUAUAUCAGGCGUUACUUGCCUGUUCUGAGAGGCUUCCCUGCAAAAUAUAUCUAUGAUCCCUGGAAUGCACCAGAAGGUAUUCAGAAGGUCGCCAAAUGUUUGAUAGGAGUUAAUUAUCCUAAGCCAAUGGUGAACCAUGCUGAAGCAAGCCGUUUGAAUAUUGAAAGGAUGAAACAAAUCUAUCAGCAACUUUCACGAUAUAGAGGACUAGGUCUUCUUGCCUCCGUGCCUUCUAAUCCUAAUGGAAAUGGAGGCCUCAUGAGUUAUUCUCCAGGAGAAAAUAUCCCAGCUUGUAGCAGCAGUGGAAGUUGUCCUCAAGGAAGUGGUAUUUUACAUUAUGCUCAUGGAGACAGUCAGCAGACUCACUUAUUAAAGCAAGGAAGAAGCCCUCUCGGCACUGGCCUGAGCAGUGGGAAACGUCCUAAUCAAGAAGAGGAAACUCAGAGUUCUAAAGUCCAGAGACAGAGCACUAAUUAGAAAACAUUCAGGAGGAAUACUGUUGCAGCUGAAAUUUGUGGGGGGUUCAGUAGUUUUUCAGUUAAAUUAUUUUAAAGUGUUCGUCAUUGAUGGAAAGCGGUUACAUUUUGAAAUGCAUUAUUUCUAAUUAGAUUUCUGUGGUUUUUAACUUUUUAAUGAAUUUCACAUAGGACAAACCCUAAUUUGUAUAUAAAGAAUUUGGUAAGAGAAUUUGCUUAAUGUAAAUAUAAAUAGUCACAAUUAGAAUAGACCCAUCAGUAUAUUUUUGAUAAUUUUUAAUGUAUGGUACAAAUUAAAGUGGUAAACUGAUAUUCUCAUAAAAGUUCAAGUUUUGAGAGUCAAUGUGGAAAACAGGAGGUUUUUAGACUUUCUUAAAAGACCUUGUUAAAAUUUUAGGACACAGUUUUCUGGUCAUCAUUGUUUGAUCUCACUUUGUGAUCUUUAAUAUUUUAGAAAAUGUAUGUGAUUAAUUGUAGAUACAACUUCUGUUAACAUAGACAAUAAUGUGUUUUAAAGCUUUAUAUAUGCCAUUUUGACCCAAACUUGUGAAAGUAUCAUGUGUUAAGUUCUUCUUGUCUCCUUUUCUUUGUUCAUUUACAGCUAAAAUAACCUUGUUAUUAAAGUAUAUGCAAAU